AAGGUUUUUCGCCAAGCAAGAGCAAAUACUCCAGCAAUAAUAUUCCUAGAUGAGAUUGAUUCUAUCCUGGGAUCUCGGUCACUCUGCAGAACUGGCCAUGGUGUCUCAGAGCGGGUUCUUUCUGUUCUUCUCAAUGAACUGGAUGGGGUUGGGCUGAAAGUUACAGAAAGAAGAGGAGGCAAGCUACAGCUUGAGGCUCAGUGCCAAGAACAAAGUGAUGAGGAAAGAAAGCUAGAGUUUCAGGAAACUUUGAGCAAAGAUUUCAUGGUAGUUGCUGCAACAAAUAGACCAGAUAUGUUGGAUGAUGCCUUACUCCGUCCUGGAAGGCUGGACAAGAUGAUCUAUAUUCCACCACCAGAUCUGGAGGGAAGACUUUGCAUUUUGAAAAUCUGCACCGAAAAAAUUCCAUUGGAUACCAAUGUGUCAUUACAAGAUGUGGCAGUCCUAACAGACCUCUUCUCUGGAGCUGAUAUUGAAAAUCUGUGCAAGGAGGCUGCUUUGUUGGCAUUGCAAGAGAAUGGACUAGAAGCAACUGCUGUAAAACAGGAACAUUUUGUGAAAUCAUUGCAGACUGUAAAACCAUCUCUAAACAUAAAAGAAUUGGAAUUUUAUGAAAAAUUUUCUAAUCAAUAAUUAGCCUCUUGAAUCUAUAAAGGAGUGGCAUAAGUAUUUUUAAAUAUAUUACAAAGAUUUUGAAAACGUUCGCAUCUUUCCUUUUUAUAUGUUUUUUAAUACUGUACUUACUGUAGUUUUCAGGGAGUGUGAAAUACAGUAAAGUGUCACUUUCAGAAAGUUCUGUAAUUUAAGUAAUGAAUAAUAAAUUAAAAUCUUGUUUGCUUUGGGUA
Lonchura striata (white-rumped munia) is the source of this 845-nucleotide messenger RNA. Lineage: Eukaryota; Metazoa; Chordata; Aves; Passeriformes; Estrildidae. The record is from RefSeq and is a predicted model, not a curated record.